AGCUUGGCACUACCAAAUUAUUGGAAUAUCAAAGUUCCACUGAGAUUGCCUACUAUAUAGUGCAAUCAAGCAUAACCUUAAGAUAAGGAUAUUAUCUAAUUAACUAUUUCACGUAGAGAUAUGGAAUGGAAGAAAUGUUAUUUGGAUGUGAUAUUAGUGCCAUUAGCAAUUCUAUUAAGCAUUGGUUACCAUGUUUGGCUGUGGUACAAUGUUCGAACUCAUCCUCAUACAACUAUCAUUGCCAUCAAUGCCAGUGGCAGACGGAACUGGGUUGCUGCCAUGAUGAAGGACAACGAGAAGAAAAAUAUACUUGCUGUACAAACAUUGAGAAACACAAUCAUGGGUGCAACACUAAUGGCAACAACUUCUAUUCUUCUCUGUUCAGGCUUAGCAGCAAUCAUAAGCAGUACCUACAGUGUCAAGAAGCCCCUCAACGACUCAGUUUAUGGAGCCCAUGGAGAGUUCAUGGAAGCUCUGAAAUAUGUGACUCUUCUCACUAUCUUCUUAUUUUCCUUCUUCUGUCACUCAUUAUCCAUUAGAUUUAUCAACCAAGUCAACAUUCUAAUUAACACCCCACAGGAUUCAAUGUCUUUGGUGACCCCAUCAUAUGUUAGUGAGUUAUUGGAGAGAGGCUUCACUUUAAACACUGUUGGAAACAGACUCUUCUAUUCAGCACUUCCAUUGUUGUUGUGGAUCUUUGGCCCUGUUUUGGUCUUCCUUUGUUCUCUCACUAUGGUUCCUUUGCUUUAUAACCUUGACUUUGUCAUCACUAAGGGAAAGAUGGACCCAAAUCAGAACACGGAUUUUGUUUGAGUUUAUACUUUUAUGUCUGUUUCUGUCCAAAAAUAAUAACUUUUAAGUAAGAAUUAAUUGUAGUUGGUCUUUAUUUCAAUGAUCAGAAGUGUAUGUUCAAUAACGAGGAUUGUGUUUCAUUAACAAAUAUGCCAAGGAUUGUGUGUGAUAGCAAGUUUGAUUUAAUUCAA
Messenger RNA from Medicago truncatula (barrel medic), 983 nucleotides. RefSeq lists its product as uncharacterized. The coding region runs from base 121 to 813 and encodes 230 amino acids. The record is from RefSeq and is a predicted model, not a curated record. NCBI's taxonomy places the organism in Eukaryota, Viridiplantae, Streptophyta, Magnoliopsida, Fabales, Fabaceae. The transcript has 2 exons.